AUGCUGCUAGGCAGACUUGACCACGCCUCCAUUUGCGAGUACCUGCGAGCCGAGACCCGGCACCCGUGGGAUCCCACACCCCAAAAGCAGGACAUUUUCGACCCAGCAGACGAGAAGACCUUCGAGAGCCGCAUCCUCCUCGAAGUGGUAACCAACUACGUCGUCAACCAUGGCAGCAAUCUAACCCACCAUGAUAGCGUGCCGCACCAUCCACGCGGACACGCGAUGGAGCUGACCCGCCCCCUGGAGCCUUCCUACGAACGCUACAGAUACCUGACUGUCAUGGCGGGCCCCAGCUUCAAAAAUAUCCAGCGCGUGCAGCAGAUCCACGGGUCGUCCAACUACAUGGCUGCGUACAAGUUCAAUACCAGCGGAAGUAUUGAUUCUGCUCUGGUGCCUACCCUGGUGCCCGAUAAGGACAGGCCAGACGAGUUUACCCACGAGGAUUACCUGUCGGUGGACAUGACAUAUUUUUUGCGGGGGAUCUACAUCCCCAAGAAGCGCUAUCACUGUCCGCGCUCGAACUGGCUCGUCUGCGUCUAUACUCACGUCGACUUCCGGCGGAAGCACAGGCUAACGACAUACACGUAUACGCCCGAGCAAGACGGGAUCCCGGAUGGGGAAUACACGCGCGAGGAACCCGAUCUGCCGGACCGCGAGAAAGAACGGCAGAGACGUGAGCCGGAUCAGUGGCCCGUUGGGUUCCGAAUCGACACUCAGGAAAUGGUCCAGGGCGAGCCGUCGCUCGGCUGGGGCGUGAAGCCUGAAUGGACGGCUCGGUUCCAGAUUGAUGCGCUUCGUAAUCUGCCGAAUGAGGCUGAUGCGCGGGAGUGCAUCAAGCUUUUCGAUAGCGGUGGGGCCUCUUUUGAACUUGCGAGGUUGAACGAUUCCAGCUGA
Molecule: messenger RNA, 897 nt
Organism: Aspergillus udagawae
Lineage: Eukaryota; Fungi; Ascomycota; Eurotiomycetes; Eurotiales; Aspergillaceae
Exons: 2
Coding region: 1-897 (298 amino acids)
Source: RefSeq, a predicted model, not a curated record